AUGCUCCUCGCCUUAGCAUUCACACUCGCUACUCAGGUUGUGGCGGAAGACUUCCGCCCAAUCUACCAUUUUGUCCCUGAGGAGAACUGGAUGAACGAGCCCAACGGGUUAAUUAAGAUCAAAUCAACCUGGCACCUGUUCUAUCAGCACAACCCAACGGCAAAUGUCUGGGGCAAUCUGAACUGGGGCCACGCGACCAGUAGUGACCUGGUCCACUGGACUCACGAGCCCCUUGCCAUAACAAGCGAAAACGGCGUCGAAGCGUUCACCGGCACAAGCUAUUAUGAUGCCGAUAACACUUCCGGUCUGGGAUCUUCUACCAGCCCACCCUAUCUGGCCUACUACACGGGGUAUUUUCCUUCCAACGGGACCCAGGACCAGCGUCUUGCCUUUAGCGUCGACGAUGGCGCGAGCUGGAAGAAGUACCAGGGCAAUCCCAUUAUCCCGGCCGCUCAGGAGUCGUCGCAUGAUGAGACGGGGGGCUAG
Molecule: messenger RNA, 486 nt
Organism: Penicillium argentinense
Lineage: Eukaryota; Fungi; Ascomycota; Eurotiomycetes; Eurotiales; Aspergillaceae
Product: glycosyl hydrolase
Exons: 1
Coding region: 1-486 (161 amino acids)
Biological process (GO): sucrose catabolic process
Molecular function (GO): sucrose alpha-glucosidase activity
Source: RefSeq, a predicted model, not a curated record